Messenger RNA from Hippocampus comes (tiger tail seahorse), 1696 nucleotides. Its product is annotated as LIM and senescent cell antigen-like-containing domain protein 1. Gene Ontology annotation, biological process: cell-cell junction organization; positive regulation of integrin-mediated signaling pathway; positive regulation of substrate adhesion-dependent cell spreading. Lineage: Eukaryota; Metazoa; Chordata; Actinopteri; Syngnathiformes; Syngnathidae. The record is from RefSeq and is a predicted model, not a curated record. Gene Ontology annotation, cellular component: focal adhesion; cell-cell junction; cytoplasm. The transcript is spliced from 10 exons. The coding region runs from base 167 to 1174 and encodes 335 amino acids.
UGUCUGGAGCAGUCUUGAUCCAGCGGGCAAGUCUCUUCACGUAGCGCGACGACACGGGCAAGGCUUCGCCCUAUCCCAGAAAAAAAAAAAAAAACUGAGCUCAGAGAGAAGAACCAACACUUCAAUUGACCAAAUACGUUUCUAUAAUCUUGAAAGUCAAGAGGUGAUGCUGGGGGUGGCCGGAGUGACGGGCAGCAUCGCCAAUGCCCUGGCCAGUGCAGCCUGUGAGCGAUGUAAGAGUGGCUUUGCUCCCACUGAGAAGAUUGUUAACAGCAAUGGAGAAUUGUACCAUGAGCAGUGCUUCGUGUGUGCCCAGUGUUUCCAGCAGUUUCCGGAAGGACUCUUCUAUGAGUUUGAAGGCAGAAAAUACUGUGAACACGACUUUCAGAUGCUCUUUGCUCCCUGCUGUCGCCAAUGUGGUGAGUUCAUCAUUGGUCGUGUUAUUAAGGCCAUGAAUAACAGUUGGCACCCUGACUGCUUCUGCUGUAACAUCUGCCAGGCUGUGUUGGCUGACGUGGGCUUUGUCAAAAACGCCGGCAGGCACCUGUGUCGCCCGUGCCAUAAUCGCGAGAAGGCCCGCGGCCUCGGCAAAUACAUCUGCCAGAAGUGUCACGCCAUCAUUGAAGAGCAUCCGCUGAUCUUUAAGAAUGAUCCUUACCAUCCCGACCACUUCAACUGCAACAACUGUGGGAAAGAGCUGACAGCUGAAGCCAGGGAACUGAAAGGCGAACUUUUCUGCCUGCCCUGCCAUGACAAGAUGGGCGUGCCGAUCUGCGGCGCAUGCAGGAGACCCAUCGAGGGGCGUGUGGUCAAUGCAAUGGGCAAGCAGUGGCACGUUGAGCAUUUCGUGUGCGCCAAGUGUGAGAAGCCAUUCCUUGGCCACCGCCAUUAUGAGAGAAAGGGCUUGGCUUACUGCGAGACGCAUUAUAACCAGCUGUUCGGCGAUGUGUGUUACCACUGCAACCGUGUGAUUGAGGGCGAUGUGGUGUCUGCUCUCAACAAGGCCUGGUGCGUCAGCUGUUUCUCCUGCUCCACUUGCAACACAAAGCUCACCCUCAAGAACAAGUUUGUUGAGUUUGACAUGAAGCCUGUUUGUAAAAAGUGCUAUGAGAAGUUUCCCCUUGAGCUGAAGAAAAGGCUGAAGAAGCUGGCUGAGUCUUUAGCACGCAAGUAGGCUGAAGUUGGCCGAACAAUAAAAAAACAAAACAAAAAAAAGAUUUUCACCCUGGGUUAUUAAAAUGUUUGUUUUCCCUUUCGAAAAUAUAUCUACAUAUGUAAAAAAAACCAAUACAGUAUAAUACUGCCCCAAAGUGACCUGAGCUGUUAUAUUCUCAAUAAAAGUGGCAUCCAUUUUCUUCUGACCACCAAACAAGUUAAUUCAUAUGUUUACUAUUUACUUAAUUAUUGUUUAAUAUUUCUUGAGUUGUAUUCAGCAUGUGUCCUAAUCUGUAACUUUAAAUGUGCCUUGCAGUAACACUUCGAAUUUGUGUGUAUAACAUGGAUUAUUCUCAACUGGCCAAUUCUGAUCACUGGUGCUUUGUUGCUUUCACAUGCCCAAAUGAGUAAAAAGAGCAAACAGUGUAUUGAAGGUACCACACAUUUUUGUCACGAAUAUGUCAAAUAAACUCCCAAAGAACUGUUACUGGAGUAAUGUUCUUGUAAAUGCCAGCUAGUGGGAAAUAAACGAUUUUAAGGA